AUGACUGCUUGGAAAAAUGGUCCAAAUCAUGUGGGUGUUUGUUUGGGUGAGAUGAGACAAAAGAGAAGUGCGGACCAUCCAAGGGUUCGUCCGAAACUUUACGAUACCGAAAAGUAUCGAAAGGCUUUCGAGUUCGACAGCGGGGGACGGAUUCCAGCCACAUCUAUUUGCUAA
Molecule: messenger RNA, 174 nt
Organism: Sclerotinia sclerotiorum 1980 UF-70
Lineage: Eukaryota; Fungi; Ascomycota; Leotiomycetes; Helotiales; Sclerotiniaceae
Exons: 1
Coding region: 1-174 (57 amino acids)
Source: RefSeq, a predicted model, not a curated record